Molecule: messenger RNA, 1953 nt
Organism: Fundulus heteroclitus (mummichog)
Lineage: Eukaryota; Metazoa; Chordata; Actinopteri; Cyprinodontiformes; Fundulidae
Gene: bdkrb1
Product: bradykinin receptor B1
Exons: 2
Coding region: 26-1195 (389 amino acids)
Biological process (GO): immune response; neutrophil chemotaxis; G protein-coupled receptor signaling pathway
Cellular component (GO): membrane
Molecular function (GO): bradykinin receptor activity
Source: RefSeq, a predicted model, not a curated record
CAUAGCAGAGACCUGUUCCAGAUGGAUGUUGAUUCAUCUUUCUGCUGAAAUAACAAGGAGCGUUCUCCUGGAACUGAAGCUCAUGGAGCAGAUCGUGUCUUCAACUACAGCCUCAGUGGGGUCUGAAGAAAGCUCGUUUCUCCCGUUUGGACCAUCAAAGUCUCCAGACUCCACAGAAUGGGAGAUGAUCCAAACCAUCAUUCCCCCUUACAUCCUCGCCCUGUCGCUCUUAGGACUGCUCCUCAACAGCUUUGUCCUUGCGGUGUUUGUGGCCCACAAGGACCGACUGACUGUAGCAGAGAUAUAUCUGAGCAACCUGGCUCUGGCAGACUUCCUCCUCCUGUGCGGCCUCCCUUUCUGGGCGAUGUACAUCCUGGACGAGUUCAACUGGUCAUAUGGAGAUGCUUUAUGCAAGCUGACCACCUCCAAUAUAGUCAUCAACUUCUACACCAGCAUCUACAGCCUGGUCAUGAUCAGCGUUGAUCGGUACUUAGCCCUGGUGAAGACCAUGAAGGCCAGGUGGUUACGACGGACGCUGUACGCUAAGAUUAUGUGUUUCGUUCUGUGGCUGUUGGGUCUGUUUCUCAGUCUGCCCACCAUAAUUCACAGAAAGGUCAAGUUCUUUGAGGAAUACAAUACAACUUCCUGUAUUUUAGAUUACGCCCAUGGAAGUGCUUGGAAGCUUGCCCAUCAGAUUCUGAUGAACGUGUUGGGCUUCAUGCUUCCUAUCCUCUUCAUUGUUUUCAGCAGCUGGAACAUUAUCAGGGCUUUGGCUCGAAGGAAGGAAAAUGCAGCUUUUCAUGACUUCAACGAUGCAAAGGCUACGGUGCUUGUCUACGCUGUCACCCUGCUAUUUUUACUGUGCUGGGCCCCCUUCCAGGUUUUCACCCUCCUCGACACUCUCUGUGAUUUGGAAGUGUUGGACGUAGAGCUCUGGUCUCACACUCUGGACAUAGGCGGACAGGUUUCGGUGUAUCUGGCCUUUCUCAACAGCAUGCUGAACCCUCUGCUGUACGUCUUCUCUGGACAGUACUUUAGACGGAAGGUCUGCGCCAUCUACAGAAGGGCUAGACACCAGCGCAGAGGCUCAGACAUGACUACGUUCCAGCGUUCUGUGGUGUCCACAUAUGUCAACAGAACAGAGCAAAUAAGGCCUGUGGUGAUUUUCAGCCCUAAAGAUCAAAUAGGACGCUAAUGACAUCCCGUCCUGCAUAUGGAAGCCAAAGGAAGGAUGGCACAGCUGCUGAAACACUUAACCCAAUAAUUAUGCUGGUACCUGAUGAGCUAGCUUUGUGAGAUGAUUUAUUAUUCUGUACUUUGGGGAAAUGAUGGAUACAGACUCAUUUUUCAUGUUCACAGACUCAAAGACAUUUGUUUCCUGAACUGUGAACAUGCUUUAUUUAGCUAUUUGCUUUAUAUUUUUGGUUUUAUAGCUUGUAAUGGUUCAGAGGGGAACAUCUAAGGACAAAAUGGUCUUUUGUGUUCAUUCCACCUUCCACCUUCUGAUGGAGACAUAUUUAGGUUCUUGUUAGGUCGCAAAGUUAAGAGAGCAACAGAUCAGAACUGGGGCUGUAAACUAUGUUAGAUGACAAAUGUUACAAUAUCAGCAUGUGAAAAAUUACAUUUGCAAAUGAGUGCUUGGUUGCAAAUGUUAUGUGGACUAUUAUUUUUCAGUAGUGGUACAUUUAUGCUCUUCAUCCCAGAGUUUAGUUGCCAACAUGAUGAAUCUCACAGAGAGUGGUAGAGGCAACAUGUGUAAGAAUAAAAAAAGGUAAACUGAUUUAUUCCAGCUCUUCAAAUCAUUACAAAACUGAACAAAAAUAUUGCAGUUUGAUGUUUUUCCUCAAGGUGUGAGCACAUUUAGUUUUUUUGACUGCAUGGAAGGUUAGAACAUUAACAAUGGUUGAUCUUUUUUUUUUUUUUGAUCAGGGUCUUUUUUAUCAUUUUUUCUUA